This is a messenger RNA of Truncatella angustata, 2595 nucleotides long. RefSeq names its product anaphase-promoting complex subunit 5-domain-containing protein. Gene Ontology annotation, molecular function: protein binding. The coding region runs from base 120 to 2465 and encodes 781 amino acids. The transcript is spliced from 3 exons. Gene Ontology annotation, biological process: protein K11-linked ubiquitination; positive regulation of mitotic metaphase/anaphase transition; anaphase-promoting complex-dependent catabolic process. Lineage: Eukaryota; Fungi; Ascomycota; Sordariomycetes; Amphisphaeriales; Sporocadaceae. The record is from RefSeq and is a predicted model, not a curated record. Gene Ontology annotation, cellular component: anaphase-promoting complex.
UUCGCCAGGCUUUGACAGGGGCACCUCUGGUGAUUAAGCUCGGCACAAUUCUCUUGACCACUAUGACGCCUGGGGGCUCCGACGAAAGGACACAUACAUGUUGAGCACAAGCUACGGAGAUGUCACGCUUUCUCACUCCAGCCAAGAUCGGGCUCUUGGCCCUGAUCGAGCUGUAUGUCGAGAAAGCCGUACCCAUUUCGGCCAUGGUAGAGGUGCUCUCUUUCACAACCUCGCACCUGAUCGACAGCGAUAUCACUCGCUCUGUCAAUGCCAGUGGCCAUUGGAAGAAGGCCGAAAGCACGGUCAGCCUGGUGAUUUCGAUCGCGGACUUUGAGAAGGUGCUGGGUCCGUACACAGCCGCAGCUGGCAUUCCCGGUCGAAGUCUUUGGUAUGUUUUUCUGGACAAAUUAUGGAAGAUCAAUUCGCUCGACGCGCUGCACGAAUUCUUCGAGCGUCGUGCGGACUUGCUAGCCAAGACGAAAGAGGAGACUCGUCGUGAUGCAGAGAUGGGCAUUGAGCCACCUGACGCAGAGGCCAUUGUUCUGUCGCGCAACUCGCCUUUGGGAGCCUUUAUCCGGAAAGGACAGCUCGAGUUCAGCCGACUGAGAUUCGAGAACGCUUUCGAGUUGUGGAAAGAUUUUGUCAAAUACCGUCAAACCACUGCGGCUUACUAUAGGAAGAAAACGCCGUCUUUUCAGAGGCUGAGCUUUGACAAUGUGCUUCUUGAGGGUGAGCAUGGUUGGGGUGAGGACAUUGAGGCUAUUGCUAGUGUGGCGUACGGAGACAUGCUGAGAGAUGACCCAACUUCAACUUUGCCAGUCAGCACGGAUGACAUUGAGAAGCUGUUGGAAUUCCAGAUUGAGCAGAUGCAGAAAUAUGGCAACCGGAUUCCACUAGAGAUCCGCCACCAAUUUCAUGAUUUACUGAACGACAGCUACAUGAUUCCGAGCUUGUCGCAUUAUCUAAGCUACCUCGACGCUUGGAGGGCAGGGGACUAUUCAACGUCUUUCGAUUGCCUACAUCGGUAUUUCGACUACACCAUGCAUCACAGAGAUAGGCUAUUCUACCAGUAUGCGCUUAUGAAUUUAGCUGUUCUACAGUCCGAUUUUGGCUGUUACAAGGAAGCUGUAGCUGCAAUGCUAGAGACUGUUUCCACAGCAAGAGAGAACCGAGACAUGACCUGUCUCAAUUUCGCCUUGAACUGGCUCUUUCACUUUGGUCGAGCGCACCCAGAAGUCACUCGAGAUUUGGAAUCCAACAGUAUGCUGGGCAACGGCAAAGAAUCCCUAGCAUUCCUUCGUGCUAAGGCGAAGGAGACUGGUAUGUGGACGCUUUGGAGUUCAGCUCUUGUUAGCGAGGCAAAAAUGAACCUCUCCAAUGGCGAUAGCAUUGCGACGGCACUUGAGCACAUGGUCCGGAGCUCACAAAUACUUGUCGAAAGAAACAUGAAGAGCAUGAUGGGAUCACAAAUGUCACUCAACAUUGCAUUAUGGGAUCGACUCGGAAUCUCAUUUCUCUCUACUACCACAUGCGAAGUAUUCCUUCGCUGCCAUGCUAAGCACUGUGUGUUUGAUGACGAGCUCAAAGUUGCGAGUCGCAUAGCUUCGAUGCUGGCCCUGAAGGGAAAGUACGACGAGGCUCUGCAGAGGCUGGAGAAUAUGGACUCUAAUUCGCUGCGUUCCUGGAAGGCCAGCCAGUAUUGGCACAAGUUCAGGGGCAUUAUCAAGCUAAGAAGGGAUCUGCAUCGCAAUGAUUUAGAUGGUGCGGAAUACUUGUUGUCACAACUCUUACAGAACAAACAGGAAGACCUCGAGCCUGACCUUGCAUUUGUCAUUGACAGCCUACAUAUCGAAUGCCUCGUCCGGCGUGGGGAUCUCAAGAAGGCCUUUAUCAAGGUCGAAUCGCUUAUUACCGAGCUGCGUGAUGAGAACAGAGACAUCGCGCUCAGGGUACGGCUACUUCUUAUCAAGGCGGAUCUCCUAGAUCGAUGCGGUCAUCCACAGAAGGGCUUCACCAUAGCCGUAAGAGCGGCGAACGUAGCCUGGCGCGCCCGCCUGAUGCCCUACCUGUGGCCCGCCAUUGGCGCCAUCUCAAACAUUCUGGUAUCUCUCGGGGACUUUGAGCCCGCGGUGCAGCUCCUGACCGCCGUACUACCGCGAAGCCUAGAGUGCGAGAACUCAGCUAUGACGGCCAGGCUGUACUCGAUUCUCGGCGAUGCAAAUAUGGGGUUAGCGGGCACGGCGGCGCCCAAGUCGAACAAGAGGCGAGAGUACAUGACGAAGGCUGUUGAAGCCAUUGAGAAAUCGUUUAACCACUAUUCCAACAUGCAGGACAUCAGCAAACAGUGCGAGAUGAUGGCAAAGAAAGCGACAAUCAUGAGAGUUGCCGGAGAGCAUGUCCUAGCGAACGAUUACGCAGCAGCAUAUCUGGCGUUACGGCGAGAUGCUGCACAGAUGAAGAUAUGACGAAAAUGAAUAGGAGUAGAUGCAGAGGCAGAGGGGAGUGGUCAUGUACCACUAUAUGCAGAUUUCAUUGGGUUUUUUAUACAAGCUCUAUGUCGAGCUGUCUCUGCCUCUUUCGGGGCAUAAGAAUAUA